CCUUUGACCGAAACUCUGAUCAUACCACAACAAGGGAUCAGUGAUGUAACUGACUGAGGUGGAGUUCUUCAUUCAAAAACUCAAAAUAUUACUCUCAUUUCGUGAUAACCGUGAAUCUGAGCUGAAAAUGGCGGCUGAAUCUGUGCUAAAUGAUCUCCCAAUUAUGGAGAAUGGAACUGCCAGUGGAAUGGGGGCUUUUGAGGAAGGAUGGAGGUACAUGACGGCAAAUUAUUCCAGGUUUCAAAUCGCAACGUACAUGUCGGCAUGCCUUCAUAUCUGCACCUAUUUCAUCUUCUGCACCCCUGCAUUCAUCUUCCAGUUUUUCCGCUUCAUGGACCGGUACAAGAUACAGCAGGAUAAACCAGCCACAUGGGACCAGGAAUGGAAGUGUUUCAAGCUUGUCAUUGCAAACCAAGUUCUGAUCCAGACCCCGUUCUUCUCAGGGGCUUACUUCUACUGUCAGUACAUGAAUGUGCCCUUUGAUUAUGAAUCCAUGCCGGUUUGGUACAUGACACUUGCCCAGUGCUUUGGAAGUUUAGUACUCGAGGAUGCCUGGCAUUACUUCCUACAUAGAUCCCUUCAUCACAGAAGUAUUUACAAGUACAUCCAUAAGAUUCAUCACAACUUCCAGGCUCCUUUUGGAAUGGUAGCAGAAUAUGCUCAUCCUCUUGAGACUAUGAUUCUUGGAAUGGGUUUCAUGUGGGGUAUCCUCCUGUUCUGCAAUCACCUGAUCUUCCUGUGGUGCUGGAUGUGUAUACGUCUCAUUGAAACCAUCGAUGUCCACUCAGGAUAUGACUUCCCCAUCAAUCCACUCCAUCUCAUCCCAUUCUACGGAGGUGCUAAGUUCCAUGACUUCCAUCACAUGAACUUCAACGGCAACUACUCCUCAACAUUUACCUGGUGGGAUAAGAUCUUUGGAACGGACAUCCAAUACAAGGAAUAUUACAGCAAGCUGGAAGAGAAGAACAGUGGAAAGAAAGUCAAUUAAAUGCCAUUUCUCUUGGACUAAGCACUGCAGCAGGAGAAAAAAAAACAUCAUAGGGGAUAUUAAACAUCCUUGUGAAAACACAGUUUCCCAAAGGAUGUUGUGGGGAAUUACAAGGUAUCUGCAGAGAGAAAAAGGAGGAAGAUUCUUUACUUUUUCAAAUGAUUGAACAGAAACUUUAUGGUGAAAAAGUAACUAAAUUUCAAGUAGAUCAAUGAAUUCGCAUUAUGAUAGCACUGGAGUAAUCCAACAUUAUUUAUUUGCUUUUCCAUAUUUUCUCAACGUUAAAAGCUAUUACAUGACUGAUACUGAGUAAGUCGUAUGUGGAAUAGAGUGUGUAAAAUUAUCAAGGAAAUGAUGAAGAGUUGAGCUAAAUUAUCUUCCUGAUUGAUCGCUAGGGUACAUUUUACGUUGAAUUUGCCAUCUAUGUUUGAAAAGGUUGAAAUGCAGUAUCGAUGGAUGCAUUGGUUCUCUGUGAAGUUGCGAUGGUAGUCAUGCUUGCUCGAUAUAUGUAUCAAAUAAAGCGGAAUCAAGGCAUGAAACUGGCAUAUACCACGGUUAUAAACCAUGGAUUCUAAAUCAUCUUGGGCUUAUAAGGGUCCUACCAAUAAACGUACACGGUAGCAACACUUAACAAAACUGCUAAGUGUUACUGUCCUUGUGAUUGGUUGGGUCAUACUGUCAAAUUCUAAGCCAAUUAUAGGUAUCGGCCUCUGUAACUUAUGGUUAAUUUAGUUAUUGAUAGAACAUGUUGGGUAAAUAUUGACAAAGCUUUCAUAUCUUUAGGAUGAGCACUAACACUCCCUUCAUAGCAUCCUGUGUUAUUCAAAUUCUGAGAAACAAGACAUGGCUGAGACUGGGGGAGCAUUUCAUGAACAUUUUUGUCUGACAACUUUCCUUGAUUUUGAUUGGCUAAGAAGCACUGUUACUAUGUAAACUGUCAGAUAAAACAAGACUUGUCGGAUAAAACAUUUGACAGUCCUUUCAUGAAAUGCUCCCCAGGUGACAAGAAUGAUAUGAUGCCAGCGAUCAAAUUUAC
Molecule: messenger RNA, 2024 nt
Organism: Lytechinus variegatus (green sea urchin)
Lineage: Eukaryota; Metazoa; Echinodermata; Echinoidea; Temnopleuroida; Toxopneustidae
Product: methylsterol monooxygenase 1-like
Exons: 7
Coding region: 128-988 (286 amino acids)
Biological process (GO): sterol biosynthetic process
Molecular function (GO): C-4 methylsterol oxidase activity; iron ion binding
Source: RefSeq, a predicted model, not a curated record